CCCUUUCCAGAUCUUUCUCGAACUCGGGGAGGCUUGCCGGAGAGCCUGUGCGGAAAGAGCCGAAUGCCGCAGCCGGAGUUUCGCGGCGUCCCCGCUUGGCGGCCUCGGGCGCGUGUGGGCGCGCGUGCGCAGAGGCGAGGAAGUGCCGGUUGGUGGCUGUUGCUCCGCAGUGAGUGAGAGAGCGAGCGAGGAACCGCGUCGCAGCAACAGCCGCAGCCGACAGCAGCGCCCGCCCGACGAGGCACCGCCGCCACAGCAGCGGGCAAGCGGGGGGAGGAAGAAAGGGGACCACACCCGGCGCAGCCAUGUCUGUGGUGGGCAUCGACCUGGGCUUCCAGAACUGCUACAUCGCGGUGGCGAGGAGCGGCGGCAUCGAGACCAUCGCCAACGAAUACAGCGACCGCUGCACCCCGUGAGUAACCGGCCUUCUCGCCGCCGCCGUCGCCGGCCUCCCAACCGUCAUUUGGUCUUAGGCCCCGAGAAGGAAAGCGGCCCCCCUCCAACUACCGCUCCCGGCACGCUCCCCCCCCCCCCGCCCCAAAUAACUACCGGCUUCCUCACCUUACGCAGCAACUACCGGCCGUCUCCACACCGCAUAAUGAGCUUCGAAUGAGAAACGGCCGGGCGCCGGUGUCUCUCCUCUCUCUCCUUCAGCCGCUGCCCGCGACGGCCGGGCGCCUCCAUUUUCAUUCAUGUACCCCUUGCUCUCUUCGCCGCACCCCCGUCCUUUUAAUUUUUCCCCUCCCAAGGAUUGAUUGCAUUCAUCUCGCUUAAAUGGGUGAUGCUCCGCACCCCCGAUUCUCCGUAAGAGAACGGUCUGGAGGUUGUUGUUUUUUUAACCUCCCUCGGAAAUUAAUCACUAUGAUGACAGGUCUGGAUCUCCUUCAGCCUUUAAGGGCUUGGAACCCACUUUUAGCCUCAACCUAUCAUAGGGACUGUGGACCCUCUUCCUACUUACUGUUUUAGAAACCGUGCUUAUAUCUUUCCUUGGGGGGGGGGUCUUUUGCCAUCUCAUCGUCCUUCUGAAUUUUACUUCUCUUUGAAAAUAAUCCCCCUCUCCAUUUUUUUAAAUGGUAGAAGUAUUGGUGUGCAACUCGAUCACAACCCCGUGGUUGAAACCCUGUGUCUUGCAGGUUACAGCAUCAAAUAAUCCCGAGGGAAUUAUUUCGUGCGUUACUCAGUGUUCUGUUCUUUUUGUGAGCUCUUCACUAUACGACUUAAUUAAGUUUGGACAGGGGAAAAGAAUAAAGCAUUUUCCUACUUGGUAAAUAACCCCAGAUGGUUGGACAGUGUUCUCGAAGCUACCAACAUGAGUUUGAUCAAACUCCGGGAGGCAGUGGAAGACAGGAGUGCCUGGCAUGUUUUGGUCCAUGGGGUCACAAAGAGUCGGACACAACUAAACGACAACAAAAAUAACCCCAAGGUUUCAAUGUUGACACAGUCUUUCCAGAAGCUUGAAAGGUGGCUAUAAUACUUUACAUGAACAAAAUAAAAUACUCAGUUUAGGGGUAAUUCUGAUUGCAGCAAUGUGCAACAUUUACAGUCCACCCUCUGAAUUCACCAUAUUGGAGUUGUGUGGAUAAAAAGGAAAGGCAGGAUAGAAGGGAUAAAAGUUGACGCAGCUCUUCUUCUCUUUUUACACCCCACACCCUUCUGUCUGACCUGUUACUACUUGUUCAGUUGCCUCACCUGGAUGUAGGGCAUGGAAGGUGAUGUCAGUGAAUAGUUGGUGUGCUGUACGUAUAAUAACAGAGUAUGCAAGAGUAGGUGGAGAUUCCUCAUUCUCCCUUGUUUCCAUGGGUUACAGCUAGAAGUGGUAAAUGAGCAGUAUCUCUGUGUAGUUAUUCUAGCACAAACUAGGGAUUCACAUAACAAAAAGCAGGGGAUCUGUAAUUGCUGGCUUUCUGUCUCUUUGAAAAGCAAGCUUAUUGCUAGGAAAGCUUAUAACUAUUCAUUAAUCACUUAAAUAUAGCAUAAAUGUAGUGAGGAUGUGAAAACAUGAUUAUAGGAAAGGUUAGAAUGUUCAUGCAAGAACUUUUUUGUUGGACCAGACCAAAAGUUCAGUAUUUGAAUGCUCACAGCCAGGUCACAAAGAUAUUUCUUUUCAGCAUUUUGCUUCUUUGAGAUACUGCCUCUGAAACAGAUGGGAUGGGAUUGGAAUAAUGGGAAAGCAAAAGUAAUAAGGGGUGGACAUGAGUAAAAGCAGUUAUACUAGGGUCCUGUUUGCAAACAGUGCUAAAUUAUAGUUUAGCAAUUACUGGGGAGAACCUUGGCUUGCAGGCCCUGGGUUUAUGCACUCCAAACCCUUCUCUCUCCUCCUUCACAGCUUUUGUUGAAGCAUACUAGGACCAUAAAGCAUUGUUUGCUCCUGAAUUGUUUUAAAAAUCUGAAAUUUAAAUGAAUCCGUUUGUUUUAAAAUGCCCAUCAAUUCCAGUCUCUUGGUGGUGUCUGUUCUGGAGAAGUAGGGAGCAUGUGAGCCCAACGUUUGCUCAGGCUUGUUUUCAUAGUGCUAAACUAUGGUUUAGCAUUGCAUCUAUACCUAGACUUCAUUGCUGUUGAGGAUAAAAGCUAAAGGUUAAGGAAUAGCUUUACUUUUUAAUAAGUGUAUUACAUGGCUACUAGAAAGGUUUCACAGAAAAUUUACCAUAAAUUUUUAAUGACGAUUACAAGAAAUAAUGUAUGUGGACAAAUGCUGAAUAGUCCCUUUCUUCUCUCCCUCUCUCCAUCGAAUACUUUUCUGUGAACCGCCCUGAGACCUCUGGGUAUAGGGCGGUAUAUAAAUUCAAUAAAUAAUAAUAAUACUAAGGUAGCUUAGUUAUCAGAUGAAAAACAUAAGAACCUGCUGGAUCAGGCCUGUGGCAAGUCUAGUCCAGCAUCCCGUUCUUGCAGUGAUUCCCAGCAACUGGUAUUCAGGGGUAUACUGCUUCUAGCAGUGAAAGUAGAACAGCCAUCAUGGCUAGCAGCAUCUUCCAUGAAUUUGUCUGAUUUUCUUUUAAAGCCAUCCAAUUUGGUGGUCAUUACUACUUCUUGGAGGAGCAUAUUCCAUACUUUAGUUAUGAGUUCUGUGAAUAAUUUAUUCUUCCUUUAGUCUGUCUUAAAUCCUUCAACAUUCACCCUCAUUGGAUUACCCAUCACUUCUGAUGUUAAUGAAAGAGGGAGAAAAACCUUUCUUUCUCCACUUCUUCCACACCAUGCAUAAUUUUAUAAACUUCUAUCAUGUCUCCUCUUAGCUUUUCUCUAAACUUGUUGUUUAGUCGUGUCCAACUCUUCGUGACCCCAUGGACCUGAGCACGCCAGGCACUCCUGUCUUCCACUGCCUCCCGCAGUUUGGUUCUCUAAACUAAAAAGCCCCAAAUAUUGUAAUAUUUCCUCACUGAGAAGUUGAUAUAUUCCCUUGACCUGCAUUUGCUGUUUUACUGCCCAUUAAUUCAGUUUGGAGCUCUUCUCAGUCCUUUUUUGUUUUAGUCUCCCUGAACAAUUUAGUCAGCAAGCCUGACUACCACACUACUCUAUCCCUAAAUAAUUCAUGAACAAGUUAAAAAACACAGGUCUCAAUACAGAUUCUUGGGGAAUGACACUUUCUACAUUCCUUCAUUGGCAGAGCUGUCCAUUUAUUCCCAUUCUUUGCUUCCUGUUUCUUAACCAAUACCCACUCUUCAAACUUUUGUAUGUAAAGGACUUGCUAGAUGCAGCUAUUCAAGGCUGUUGGAAUUCUAGCCAAGGAAAGCACCAAAAUAAGUUUUACUGUUGGAACCAUUAAAGGAACAGAUCUCUCAUGCUAUGAAGUUUCCAAGCUCUCUUAUAUAGCUCUUGUAAAAUCAUAAUUUAAACUUAACAGUGUAAGUACCAUGGUAGGAAGCUCAUGAUCUGGGUUGCCCUAGUAGAAUGGGAGAACCCAGCUCCUGGAGAUAAAAUUUAGCCAAUCGCUGCUUAUAUCCUAAGAAUCCUAGUCCACUAAAUUGAUAAUACAAAAUGAGCUUCCAUAAUCUUGGGAAACAUGCCUGAUCAAAAGAUAAUUGAAGUGGGGUAUUCCUAAACUAACUCAAAAUGCCAUGUUUUCUAUUUCGAGCCUUAUGCAGUUCAUUGAGGUCAAAGAAGCCCAAAAUUUUCUGAUUUGUAUUAGACCUGAUGAUGUAGUCUAGCUCCUGGAGAACAUACAGUUAUUGGUAUUCUGCAUCUCGACCUUAGGUUUCCUAAAAUUUAGCACUUUGGCCUUUUCAUAGUUAUACAAACAUUCAAGGAGCUACUCUAAAGAAGAAAGUCCCAAAUGAUGUAUCAGAUCUUUUUAGUAUAAGGCUGGUUUUGGAUGUUUAGGUUUUAUGGCUUCAUUCUUGUUGUGACACUUGGAAUGACAGAAGUAAGAUACUGUUUGCAAUUGCUGUUUUGAAGCUACAUUGGAAGGCUUGGUAGUGCUGAAAACUGGGAAUGCUCUUCACAAGGAAGUAACCCUGUAAAAAUCUGCUCCUAAAACUCCCUAUCAUUUGAGGAUUUGAAAAUUGUGAAGGAGGAUGAUUACCUGCACAAAUAAUCAAUGCAUGUGAAAUGAAGUUGCUGUAGAUUGAUGCAAUGCAUCCCAUGGUGCAGUACAUCCAGUGAACCAAAUAACUGUAAUAAACAAGAUAUUUGUAAUUUCCCAGUCAUUUGAAUGCUUUGGGAGGAAGGGUGGGAUAGAAAUAUAAUAAAUGGAAAUAAUAAACAAUGAUUUCAGGACCUCAUUUGCACCAACUUUAAAGUGGUCAAGAGUUUUAAAAACCCUUAUUAUAAACCUUACAAUGAUCAUACAUGUAGGAUAAGAAUAAUGACUUCUGCUCUUUAGGCUGAUAAGGAGCUGUAAAUUAACUAGACAUGAAUUGAUUAGGAAGUGCUUAAAAGGCAUUAUUGGGGCAUAUAUAUCUGAGACUAUAAUUAUUCUUAGUAAUGGGCAGCAAGAAAACAACUGUGGAAAAUAAUAUGUACAAGUUUUUUAUUUUUUUAAAUUUAAAUCAUGCCAUGCAAUAUGCAAGCAAAAUGUACUGUGGGCAAAGACUGUCUCUAAUUUCCUAUCCCACAUUGCUGAAAAACUACCGUCUGCAAUUAAAACAAGAAUUAGCUUUGGGUUGCACACCAGGGGGUAUCCAUGUUCUUGGCUAUGAAGUGCAACUGUGCCUCUUUGAAAAAAUGGAGGGUGGUGCAUCACUCCAUGUGGAAAAAAUGAAAAAAGGCUAAGGCUGGAAUUAGUCAGUCUUGGGCAUAUACUUACUUUUCUGGCUGAAGAAAGUCAAUAUAUACAACAGAACUGAGGCAGUUGUUAACUAACAUUAUACUAUCAGGCAAAUGUGUACUUUAAACUAACAGUAUUACCCAGUUCCUUUGUUUGUGACAUCUCCAAAGGAGCUGUGUUUUUGUUAGAAAAAGAUGUAAAUUUGACAAUCUUACUAGAAUGCAUUACAUAGAAUUCUCCAUAUGUUAGCUCACCAAUUUCUGAGAUAGAUUCUUGAGAUUAAGACCAUCUGUCCUUUUAAGGAUGGAUGAAUAAAGCAAGUUGGCUGAAUUUGAAUACAUGUGGAGAGUGUCAAGAUGAUAGUUCAAGGUUCUGCUUUGCAAAUUAUGCUAAUGGUUGAGUUUUUGAGAUGCAGGUGUGAGUUCAGUCUGUUUGUGUGAUUGCUAUUUGUUCUAGUACCACAGUGGUUUACUUGCAUGGUUUUGCUACUAAGAUAACUAAUGACACAACUUUACUUGUGUGUGAUGGAAAGAAAAUCUGAUUGUUUCAGAAAUAAGUAUCCCCAACUGACUGUUUAUUCUUUUCUGGACUCAUUUGAAAAUUGAAUAUCUUUUCUAUUUCAGAGCUUGUAUAUCACUAGGAGCUAAAGCCCGGACUAUUGGAAAUGCAGCAAAGAGCCAGGUAAAUGUUAAAUUAUUAGUACUUUUGUGAAAGCUGUUGUCAUUCCAAGCAGCAGUUCUUGAUUCUCAUGAGAAUUUAUAAACAUUGGAAAUUAGUAAUGGCAAUUUUAUACUUCAACAGAUUAUCACAAAUAUUAAGAAUACAUUGCAUGGGUUCAAAAAACUGCAUGGGAGAGCAUUUGAUGAUCCUUUUAUAAAAGCUGAAAGAGCCAAACUGCCCUAUGAGCUUCAGAAGUUGCCUAAUGGGAGUGUUGGAGUAAAGGUGAGUGUUCCAGCCCGUCUUGCAAUAUCUACAUUUAAACUGUUAAUAUUUAUGGUGUUUUGUGCAUCCUAUCAAAUGAUCCCUUCAGUUUGACUUGCCAGAAUGUUUAAUGCCAAAACAGGGCAGUGUUGAUGAUUUGAUGAGAUAGAUCUGAAUAUUUGCAGACGGUAUAACGGAGAUACUGAAUCUGCUCACGUAAACCUGUCUGUGCAUCUUUGGAGGCACUCCUCAAAUGGGAGAUGAGGCAGAUGGCAACUGGAAGAGGGCCUUUCUGAUUGUUGUGUGUCACCUGUGGAAUAUUUCCCUAAGGAACCUUUCCUAAUGCCUACUUUAAGAUCCUCUUGGCAGCAAAGAAAGACCAUUUUUUUGCCCUUUUCCAUAUCAUUAUUCUAAAGUAAACUUAUCUGUGGUUUUUGUUCUUUUGUUUUAUUUAUUUAAAAUGUUCUGUGUGUGUGUGUGUGUGUGUGAACACUGUAAGUGUAUAUAUCUGUAACACUGUAAGUCAGAAUUCCCAUAUUGUGAUUGGUUGUCGAUUCCUGUUCAGUGUACAUUUAGUCUCAUCUGCCUAAUUAAUGUACCUUCAUGACAUGUUAGCCACAUGCAUGAUUUACCUUUAGGUAUGCAUACAAAAUAUCUUGAAUGGAUAUCUGAUACGUCCAUGGGGCAUUUUAUAUUGUAGUUCAGAGGGUUAUUAAAUGUUAUGGCAAUAUUUUGGAAGAUUGCAUUAAACAUUUAUUGGAAACACAUUAUGAUAAAAUGUAACACUUCUGGGGCACUGUGUGCUUUAAUGGAUACUGUUUUCCUUUUGUUGCAGGUACGAUACUUGGAUGAGGAGAGACCCUUUGCAAUUGAACAGGUUACAGGCAUGCUCUUGGUUAAGCUUAAAGAUACGUCAGAAAGUGCACUUAAGAAACCUGUAGCAGAUUGUGUAAUUUCAGUAAGUUGGCAUUUUAUGACUUUAAUAUGCUUAACAUCAAUUGUGUUGUAUUCUAUUGGGGAAUAUCAAAAUGAAACAUAUUGCUUAAAAGGAAACAUAAAUAUGCUAAGAUGGUUAUGCUUUGCAGAAUAUUUACCAUAAUUUCUCUGAGUUUUUCCAGCUGGUAACACUUAUAGAAAUGUGAGCAACAGAAGUCCUUUCAUUUACUGUUGUACCCAGUGCUGUAAAAUCUUUUCAAAGACAGGCUUCAGGUAAAGUUGAAGGUUGACCUACUUAGUUUUACUGUGUUCUCUAUGAACAAGGAUGCAAGAGGGAGAGACUAGCUCGGUGGUAAGUCACAUGUUGCAGUCUUAGAAACCUUGGGCAGCCUGAGUAGCUAAUACUUAACUUGGUAGACAGACAGAUCUGGUUCACACAAAAUGAUACACCAUGGUUUGGUUAACCAGUGUGAUUUGUUUGAAUAUGUGAGCCCAGCCCAGCAGACUAACUAUGGUUUCUUUUCUGUCAACAAACCAUACUGUGAAGCCAUUGGGUUUUUUUCUCUUGGUUUUAGAACCAUGGCUUGUUUUAACAAUGAUGAACCCAGCAGCCUUGCUUAAACUUUGGGGUUUUUUUAACCAUUCCACUCCAGAUGCUCUCUGAUAAAAGGGCUCAAGGCAAGAACAGCUAGAAAACAAGUCAAGCUUUGGAGAAACAAGCUGUUGCUUGUUUGCUCAUCUGCAAGAUGAUUCCUGAGUUGUUGAAUAAAUUUUGGCUUAGCAUUAAGUGUUAAAUGAAGCCAAUAUCUGACAUGGUGCACGGCUGCUUCCUCUUUUCAGUGGGAAAGGAGUCCAGGUUUAGGGAGUCAAGUUAACCAGCCUUUGAUAUAGAAGAAGCAUCAAAAUGCAUGGACAAGAAGUAGUUUUAGUGUGACAGAUUGAUAGAAGCUGUACUUUUUUGUUUAGUAAAUUGGUAACCACUAGAAUCAAGUAUUUCAUGCAGCUUUGGAUAAAAAGUAAGAAAUCUGAAUUCAACCAGGAACCAAGCUUUUAGAAUCUGACUGGAUGUGUACAUGAUAUUACCUUCCAUAAUAUACCACUUCUGCAAAUAUCACUAUUAGAUUACAACACUCUUGUCACUUUGUGUUACAUUUGACUAGAAAGAACGUAAAGGAAUGUGUAGGCUAACAUUAAAGGCUUGAUUUUGUUGUUGUUGUCAAAUGAGCCUCACCAACUGGGAAAACGACCAACAACACUCCUGUAGAUGUUCUCAGUGACCAAGCUGGGAUGUAAGGGUUCAAGCAGUCCCUGAGCUACUCUGGACCUAAUUUGUAAAUUAAUACAAUAACCUUGAACUUGGCUUGGUAGUAAUUUUCAUUUUGAAUCUAGAUUCAGUUUGAACAGAAAUAUUUAAGAAACAAACUUGAUUCCUUUAAUAAAUUUCCAUGCAUAGUCAUAACAUAACACCAGCAUGAGCACCAUCAAAAAGACUUCUAUCCAGCACUUUGCAACCAUUAUUCUCUUCUCUUGUCACUCCUUCUGUGACUCACUUUCUUAAGUCCUUACUUUUUCUGCCCAUUCCAUGUCCCUUCUAUCAAAGCCCUUCACAUCCUUGUCCGUCCCUCUAUAUUUCUCCAUUCUAAUAACCUGAUGCACCUCUGACUGUGUUCUUUACUCUUUAAGCUCCAUUGCCCUCUGUGGUCCAAAGGACUCUUCCUUCCUCAGCUCUUUAUACCUUGAACUGCUUCCCAAACACCUCAGUUAAGCUACCUUGAAAUUCAAAACCCAUAUUUCAUUAGGCUUUUGGCACACACCAAAUGUCCCUAUACCCUAAACCUGAGUAUAUGCAACUGAAAUAAAUGGAUAUUCUUUCCCUAUUUACACCUAUUGUCUUGUCCUUCUUUUGUCUCCCUUGUGCUGGACUAUGGAUAAGUUUUUCAGGAUAAGGACCAGUCUUCCUGUACUUACUAAUGCUGAAAACCUAAAAACUGUAGUGAUUUCAGCAUUUCUACUUAAUUGGAAUGUGAAUUGAACUAUUUAAGUACUAUGCGUUAAUAGACUUAUAUCUGCUUAAAUGGAGUAUUUUUGAGUUUUACAGUACAAUAAGAUGUUUGGAAUAUUCCUUGUGUGAAAUUCAUUAGCAAAAAAGGAAUGCAGUGAAGCUAAUAAAACAUUUUUUCAACAGAUCCCAAGUUUCUUUACUGAUGCUGAAAGAAGGUCAGUAAUGGCAGCUGCGCAAGUAGCAGGUUUAAACUGCCUGAGGUUAAUGAAUGAAACUACAGCAGGUAAACUUGUGGCUUUGAUUAUUACUAUAUAGCAUACAGCUUAGUUUAGAAUCAAAUUUACAUUGAGUGUCAAGAUGUAAACCAGAGCAAUUGCUGAAAUGGUGCACUAUAUCAUCACCCCCUAGGGCAGCUUGUUUACAAGUAAACUACUCUAUAGUAGAGGUGGGAGAUUAAGGCAAUGUAUAUGCAAAUCCAUCAUAGUUUUUAAUCUUACUCUGAGAUGUCUCAUUUAACUCCUUUCACGUUUUUAAUCAAAACAUUUUGAAGAUGAGUGUUUAAAAUGUCACUUCUUCAUGAUGGCUUUUAAUUUGGCACUAUCCAAAAUGCCACUUAAAUACUUACAUGUACUUUUGGAUAUAUCUUAAUACACAGAACUUUCUAAGUUGUUACAGUUACCAUCAUAAAGCUAUUGAUGACACAUUCAGUCUGUUUUAAUAAUAGUAGCUAGACAAAAUUGCUGAUCAUGUGUGGAUUCUGGCUUCAGUGUUUACCUAGCCAUUUGAUUCCAGCAGGACAUUGGAAUAUAGGAGCCUACACUGAAUCGUUUGCUCUUUCUGUCUUUGCAUGUUUGAAAUCAAGUGCAAAACACCAUAAUUGGAUAAUUCAGACACUGAUUGUAUUUAGAUAUAAAAUGGUUUGGAUCUUAUCCAUUGCUGUUGUUCUGCUAGCACAACAGAUACCUGCUUGCACAAUGAAGCUUUCCCCUCCUCUGUCCAAAGGUUUGGCGGACCCUCCAGAUAAGAUUUUGAGGGUAUGCUGGGAGCAGGAAACAGAACUCCACACAAAUAACACUGAAUACAGUCCCUUUUUCUGUUAGAGAAGAUAAUAGAUUAUUCUAAUGCAAGUAAAGCAGACUUCUUGGAGGAGCCUGAAGAUAUAUACCUAAUGCCUUUUUAGUUUUUUCAUGAUUCUAUAAUGUAUUUCAUAAUAGUAUUCUAAUGCUACUUAAGUUUCACAAAAUUUAUUCUUUACUGUCUUGCAGUUGCACUGGCCUAUGGAAUUUAUAAACAGGAUCUACCAACCCCAGAGGAGAGACCAAGGAAUGUGGUUUUUGUUGAUAUGGGACACUCUGCAUACCAAAUUUCUGUUUGUGCUUUUAACAAAGGAAAAUUAAAGGUAAAAUAUUGAACUCAUAUGUGAUUCAGAAAAGUAAAGAAGCAUAGGAAAUUAUCACAGUUACCAGUAAUUCAUAUCUAUAAUGGGCUGCUGCAAAUCAGUGUCUGGUAUUGUGACCAUUCCUUUAGAUCAGGCAGUCCUUUCUGAAAUGCAUAUAAAGAAAUAUGAUUUGCCUACUACUUCAUCCUAACCUAGUUUUUUUGUUAUUGUGGCAUGACAAUAACAAAAGCUUCUUUUCUGAAGGAGGCUGUAUAACAUUUUUUCCAAAAUCCUGUCCUUAGUACCAGCGCAUCAGGAUAUAAACCAUCUACUCAUCCUCGUAUUACUUUGUGGCAGUCAAAAUAUGUCCAUCCCCUCUUAUUCAGGUGCAAAUCUUGGUUCUGAAUCCUAUCAUACCACAUUGGCAGGGGCAGGGAGGGAAAGCUAUUCAUGCCAUAAACUUUGCCAACACUUGCUCAGACUCCAAACACUGCUGACAUGUGACUCCCAACAGAUUACCCACAUAGGAAUGCAGCCCUAGAUUAAAAUACUUUUACCACCCUGCUUUAGAGGGUUGGUAUCUAACUUGAAUGUAUUUCACUCUUGAUGUAGCUGAAUAAGUUGUCCCUAGCUUAUAAAUAGUUAAGUGUAUUAGUAAGCAUUUUAGACAUUAAAAUGCUUGUAUUUCCCAUUAGAGUAACAAGCAUCUUCAAAACUUCUUAGAAAAUAAGUGAGCCAAAAGCAGUUUGAAAUGUCAAUAUAUUGGGCAAAAUCCAGCAUAAUGCAAGUCAAUUUUCACUUAUGUGACAGGACUUCUCUCCUGUUCCCUCACACCCUCCUUAAAUUUUAGGAAUGCACAGGAGGCUACAGGGACAGGGAAAAGGUGAAGUCCCAUUGCACAAACCAUAAGUCCAUUCCAUAACCACACAGGGACACCAUUUAUCUCUUAUUACUGCAGCUUUUUGGCAGAGGAUAGUGAAGACUAAAUCUUAAAGCCGCAAAGAGAUUCAUACAUGUUUGAUCCAACUUUCACGAAGGCAACAGAAGCUGAAAUAUCAGCUAUCUGUUUCUUUAUCCAUGGAUACCAAUUGUUUGGUUUAAGAGGUUUAGAAGCAAAUCAUAGCUUUAAUCUCUGCCAUCUUUGCAAAACAGUUAACAUUUUUUGGACUGCUACUAAAAGAUGUUUAUAGUAAGCAUUGCAUUAAACUUACUGCACGAUACUAACUUCCUGGGAGGCAUAAACUUAACAUGUUUGGCACCUCCUAAAAUAUUUAUUCAACUAGGUCUUUGCUGGUCAUUGAGCCCAAGCCUUUGAGAAUUGUCUGGCUACUGUGGUUCUUGCUGUUUUUACUGUAUAUAUUAGAUUUUAAUUGACUAUUUUUAUUGUAUUGGUAUUUACGGUCUGUAUCCAAUGCUGCAGCUCCAGUUGUGCAACAGACUGCUCUGUAACAGAACUUCCUCUCCUGUACCUUCCAUCCCCACCCCACAAUCAGAACCAGCUCCAGAGGGUUGGGGGGCCCUUUGGAGCAGAUUUGGGGUUACACAGAGGGAACAGAGGGAAUAGAAGUCACAUGGUGCAAGAAGAACUUCACUCACACAGCAUUUGAUGCAACUCAUGUGUUUUAAACUGCCCUAAAGGGUGGUGGUAUGAAGGACAGUAUUAAAAAGUGUUAAAUAACUUACUUUCCUUACCACUAUCAUGCUGCAUCUUUAACUUCACAGGUACUGGCUGCUACAUUUGACCCAUUUUUGGGUGGUAGAAACUUUGAUGAGGCUUUGGUAGAUUACUUCUGCGAAGAGUUCAGAUCAAAGUAUAAACUAAACGUGAAGGACAAUCCUCGAGCACUGCUGCGUCUGUAUCAGGAAUGUGAAAAACUGAAGAAGCUUAUGAGUGCCAAUGCCUCUGAUCUUCCCAUGAACAUAGAAUGCUUCAUGAAUGACAUUGAUGUCUCUAGUAAGAUGAACAGGUAUUGUGUUCAGUUUUGUAUAAGGCUUAAAUAAAAAAGUAGUCAUUUCUGUCCAUAAUCCUAAAUGGAUUCCUCCCUUUUAAACAGGGCUCAGUUUGAACAGUUGUGUGCAUCGCUUCUGGCCAGAGUAGAACCUCCUUUGAGAGCAGUGAUGGAACAAGCAAGUAAGUGAAAAUUGCUUCAGCUUAUUAUGAAUACCUGUCUUCUUCUUGUCUUCAAGCUAAAGUUCUUGUUUGUCAGUCUGACCAGUAUUUAUUAUUACAUUAUUUAUUUUUAAAAUUUAUAUACCACUAGAGUGUUCCUGGCAUUGGGCAAUCAGGACAGAUUAGGGAUUCUGCUGGGUUACUGCCCACCUUGCUGCCCAGCAGUCUCCCUGCCUGAGCUGACAGCUGGUUUCAGAGGUGAUGUUGAAGACCCCCAGAUUUCUGGUUUUGGGGGACUUCAACAUCCAUGCCAAUCUGACUGACUGGGGUGGCUCAGGACUUCAUGGCUGCCAUGACGACAAUGGGGCUGUCCCAACAUGUCAUUGGCCCAACACGUGUGAGGUGAUGGGAGAGUUAGGGGCAAACAUUGUGGGACAAGGUUUGUCAAAGGGAUGGGAGGUUGAAGGGGUUUGGAUUAGAUGUAAAGGGAGGGGGUGGCAGUGUGGGGUAGGUAGGCUGGGUUGGCGAGCAAUGUGAGCAGCAGUGGCAAUCCCUAAUAAAGAAAUAGUUGCUGCAGUCAUGUAUACAGUCAUGGUGUGGAGUCCAGUUUUAACAGCAAAAGGGACACAUCGUUCCUCUCCCUAAGUACUUUUCCCCCAGGCACAGAGUUCCAGUAUAAAAACUGCAGUAUCUUCUCCUCUAACUAUGGAAGCAAAUUGUCUGCUUAUGUGUCUACUAGAACUGCAGCGUGAAGAUAUUUACAGUAUAGAAAUAGUAGGUGGAGCAACUCGAAUUCCAGCAGUGAAGGAGCAGAUUAGUAAAUUUUUCUGCAAGGAGAUAAGUACCACACUUAAUGCUGAUGAAGCUGUUGCAAGAGGCUGUGCGUUGCAGGUAUGUUUACUUAAUAAUAUUUCAUUAGUCAGCAAUAUUACUUAAUAUUUCUGGGAUUGGUAAUUUGACCUCAAUGAGACAUGCUAUAAUUAUAGUGGGAUUUGGACCAGGCCAUCAUAGUGAAAAUUGCAAGGCACUGGUAUAAUGCCAUAUUUUAAUUGUUCACACUAUUUUUUUGUAGUAAUUUCCAUUUUGAGUAUAUUUUUUAUUGGGGAAGAGAGUUGCCAUUCUUUCUCUUCUUGUUCUUUGCAUAUCCUUUUUGUGCUGGUGGCUAGUGUAACAGGUCUUCAUGAAAAUCAUUACUUUGUGAAAUUAAAUGUAUGUUGCUGGUCAUAAAGCCAGACACAAAGCAAAUAUGUAAUAAUCACAAGACUUAGUGAUAUUUUAUCUUUUUUCCUAGUGUGCAAUUCUUUCUCCAGCAUUUAAAGUCCGCGAGUUUUCCAUCACAGAUGUUGUUCCGUACUCAAUUACUCUGAGGUGGCAGUCAUCUUAUGAGGAGGGGGCAGGGUAAGAAUUUGAGCAACGUUCCAAAUCGAUAGUGUGUCAAAGGGUCAGUAAAUAGAUGAGUUAGAUUUGCUAUUUGUAAUACAGGGAAAUUUCUAAAAAUGUGCAUUGGAUGUAAGCAAAGCAGAGAUACACAAUCACUUUGACAUAGACAUUCCCAUGAAGAGCUUUUCUUUCUUCCUGUUUUGCUUGAUAACAUGGUCUUGUGUCCUUUCAUAGUAAGCUAGAUAGUUAACACAUGCUGGAAAACAUUUGUGUGACCUAUGCUAUACAGAUAACUAGGGAUCUUUUUAACCUCCAGCUCUCUAGGGAAGGAAACUAGGACAGGAGCACAUCAUACAGAUUCAUUUGCGAUGUUCACCUUGGCAAGCAUUCCUCUCUCUUGUAGUGUGAGCACCUCUGAAACUCAUGAUGACAUAAAGAGCCAUCCCCUAGCUUUAUUCUUAUGAGAUGUAUUCAUAGUGGGGAAGAGGAGCACGGGGAAAUGCAGCCAUGCUGGGCAUCAGAGGUACUUGGAGCACCCCUGAAGCUUAACAUCACUGGGAAGAGAGCACCCCAAGCUCUUUUCUUCUUGAUUCCAAACUCAGGAGGAGAAUUGGGACUUGUCCUUAACCUUGUGCUGGACUUUGGAGUUGUACCACAAGCAUCUCCAAAUCUCAGUAUGAUAUCUGAGAUGAGAUCCUGCACCUCUUAGGUAAAGUUAGUAGUGACAACAAAUUUUGAGCAGCUACCAAGGACUUUCUUAUAACAUCUGCUCCUCUUUCUUUCCACAAACUCUCUUAAUAUACAGGAGAACUGGGAAAAGGAUAUAGUUGAAUUAUAGAGUCAACAUAUGCAAAUAAAAAAGUUUGAGUUUGAGUCAACACAUGCAAAUAAAAAUGCCUGCAAAUAAAAAUGCCUGCACCUCCGAAACUCAUGAAUGAAACUCUGAAAUGUCUGAUAUUUCAUUGUUGUUGUAACUUAUAUGGUGUACAAACUUUCGUAUGGUGUAUAAAGAUUAUUUUAUUUUUUGUAGUGAAUGUGAAGUGUUCUGCAAAAACCACGCUGCUCCAUUCUCAAAAGUUAUUACUUUCCACAAGAAGGAGCCUUUUGAGCUGGAAGCAUUUUACACCCAUCCACAUGACAUUCCUUAUCCUGAUACAAGAAUAGGUAACUUGUUUCUUUACUUCUUGAGCAUGGCAUUACAGUAUGUUCUAACUUUGAAAAAGAACCAUUGCUUCAAAUACUCAAAUACUAGUGUAACAAAAUUAAGAAAUGGUUAGUCUCAGAAUCAGUCUUUGAAUCCGCUCAUGUACAGUGCUUUCAUUUACACUUUGUCCUUAAAUAUAUUUAAUGUUUAGCUUUUCUGCUUCAAUUACUUAAGACUGUAUUUCUCUCCCUUUGAAUCCAGACCUCUGUAUUUAAAGAACUACGUAACAAUCCUCAUUCCCAGGGGAGCUUUUGAUUUCGGUUUUUUUAACAGUCUCUUGCCUGUAGUGUUUUUUGAACAGUGUCUUGCCAGGCUUGCAUUGCAAGUCUCUUGGAGAAAUUUUCAAAACCAGUUUGAUACGGCAAGAAGUACCUGCCAUUUAAAAGUUAAAAGUAAAAGAUUCCAUGGGUUGGCUCUGAGUGAACCCAAAGUUGCUCUUGGAUUCCAAGCUCAGUAGUGUUUCAACAGAUAAUUUAAACAAUGUGUACUGCAAAAUUCUAGCAAUACUUAGCUGAGGAAUGAUAGCUGCGAGUUUACAGUGGGCAGAGGGAAAUAACAUGAAUAUAGUAGUUGUCAAAAGGGACGCUGGUGGCGCUGUGGUCUAAACCACUGAGCCUCUUGGGCUUGCUGAUCAGAAGGUUGGCGGAUCAAAUCCCCGUGACGGGGUGAGCUCCCGUUGCUCAGUCCCAGCUCCUGCCAACCUAGCAGUUCGAAAGCACACCAAACAGUGCAAGUAGAUAAAUAGGUACCGCUCUGGCGGGAAGGUAAAUGGUGUUUCCGUGCGCUGCUCUGGUUUCGGUGUUCCGUUGCUCCAGAAGCGGCUUAGUCAUGCUGGCCACAUGACCUGGAAAAACUGUCUGCGGACAAACACCGGCUCUCUUGGCCAGUAAAGUGAGAUGAGCGCCACAACCCCAAAGUCGUCUGCGACUGGACUUAACUGUCAGGGGUCCUUUACCUUUUUUUAAUAGUUGUCAAAGCAGAGGCACAACACUGUCAUUUGAAAGGCAGAAGCCACUUAAAAUGCAGUUUGGCCUCCAUUGACUGCUUCCAUUCAGUAUUAAUAUGUUCUGGCUUGGCUGUGUAAUGCAGUGGAGUGGCACAUCCUUAAGGCCAUCAAGCCAUGCAGCUGUUUCCCUCCUUUCUUCUAAUUUUGCUGGUAGAGGUUAUAAUUUGCUUCUGGGCCAUUUUGACUUCUCCCUGUAUCUGUAAGUGUUCUGCUUCUCUGGCAUAUCUUCCUUGGUGUAUUUCCUUUUUCCUAGCAAUCGUUGAGUAUUCCAGUCUGGGAUGAAGCUACAAUUGGGAGCUGAAACAGCUUUUCUUACCUACAUGGGCUCAUUGCUUUUAGAUUAAACAAUCAUAGUGGUACCUUGAUAUUAUUUUAAAUUAAAGCUUUUCUUUUCUACAGUGUAGUUGCAUAAGUUCAGAAGGUCAGUUCCUGUCAGGAGUAUGUGAUGACUGACUCAUCUGUCUCAGGGCGCAAUAACAGACAGUACUUCGUGGUCUUUUUGUAUGCCUAGGCAGAUCAACAUUUGAGCUCUUAGGAGCUUACCAGGAAGGCAGGGACUUAUGCACCUCUGUGCAUGUGCCCUGAAGGCUAGGACAGGCCUCUGCAUAGCUCAGGAAGUUUCCAAAUGUUGAUCUGUGCAGAAACAGAACCAGUACAUACAGAGCCAGAACCCAUUUCAAGAGCAAAAGUCCUUUAGCUUGAGUCAAAUGUCACUCAAUGUGUUUAUAAUCCCACAGUAAUUUAAUUAGAUUGUGAGCACUGGCAAAAUAGAUCUUCUGGUUCAAGUUUGUAGAAUAUUGAAAUGUUAAAUAGCGCACAUCACAUUACAAUGCACAUUGCUGGUGAGUCUACUCUGUCUACUGUGCCAUCUUCUUUUCAGCUGUAGAUUUGUUUCAAGAGUUUAUCUUGUCCUUGUUGGGGACAGAAGCAAUAUAGGUGCCUCUGAUCAGAGGCAGCCUUCAUAAAGCAUCUUUAUGAACAAGUUGUAAUCUAGGAGUUGCUACUUGCUAACAUUAACUUUUUUAAAAUGUGUAAAUAAAUGUAAGUAAUCAUGAGGGCUUAGCACAAAAAAACAAGUCUACAAGCCAAUGUCCAAUGUCUGCUUUGUAUUGUUCAGGUCAUUUUGUUAUUCAGAACGUUGGACCCCAACAUGAUGGUGACAAUUCAAAAGUGAAAGUGAAAGUUCGAGUUAAUGUCCAUGGAAUCUUCAGUGUGGCUAAUGCAUCUGUGAUAGAGAAGCAACAUGCAGAAGGUGAUCCAAGCGAUAUUGCUAUGGACACAGAAUUGCCUUGCAAGAAUCCAAGCAAAGAGGAGCUGGUAUGUUAAACUAUGAAAUCCUCUCACAACUACAAGUAGAACAUAAUUUUUACUAAAACUUUAUUUUUUAAUGAUGUACUGAAAAAUCUACUUGCUUAAGUAUCCCCUUAGCUUUUAGUAAUAUUUAAAAGUUAUGUAAGUUCCUGUCCCCUUGAAGUUUUCUUUGUCCACCAUUAACUCCGUUUCCGACUUCUCCUGAUCCUUUUCUGGUAUCCAUACUUGCUCAUAAAGCUGCAGUUUGUAAUUGUCAUUGUAGGCAGUUCACCUGCACUAAUACAAGUUGCUUUCAGUAGCUCUAUUUUUUAUUUUCCUUUUACCAAAAUACAUGAUUCCUCUAAUAAAGCAGGAGUGAAAACACACACACACACACACACACACACACACACACACACACACAAACACACAUAUGCAUAUAUAAACUCGAUAACCCAGCUGUGCACACUAAUACUCACUUUGGAUUAAACUUCAGUUUCCGCAAAUAGAUUCCCAUUUACAAAUUUUUGCAGUGCCUCCUUGGCUUGCAAUGUUUAAAAUUUCAUUCUGGAAGUUUUUAAACAUUUUACUAAAACAAAUUCUUACUGAAGGUGAGCAGUCGAUGCUUGUGUUUGUCUGUCUUUGAGGCAUACAAGUAACCUGAAUAUCUGCUAAACCUGGUUUUUAAAUUUUUAAAUGUCCUGAAUACUAAGUAGAAAAAUGCUUUUCUCAAUAAAAAGUAACCAUUUUUAAUGUCUAAGUCUUGUUUUCUGUGGUGUACGAACUAAUUAUCUUCUGUUUCUACUAUGAUGCAUAUCAGCAAUUAGCUUUCAUAAUUGAGGAUGACUUCCUUGACUCUGAGGAUGAGGUUUGUUUAUAUACGUAGCAUUCAGUUUGCUUUAAGAUAGGAAAGAUACUUUCCCCUCAGUUUGUUCCUUUUCUGAGAAAAGUGGGACAUAAAUGAAAGAAAUCUUUUCAGAAAAGGAAGUUCUUAAGUACUUGGCAAUAGCUAUGCAUUUCGGAAUUAAAAUACUACCAGUCUUGGUUUUAAUAUUGUGAUAUUUACAUCUUAAUAUUCUAUAAGAUAAUUCAAUAUCUUUAGCAAAAAUUACUUCUCAUCUAGUGGUUGGUUAACUGCUUCAAAACUAAUUAUUAAAUGAAGCAUGCUAUUGGUGCCAGUGUAGACACUCAAAACUAGUAAACGGUAUAAAAAUACUUGCCUAAAUUUCUUAUUUACUGAAAUCUCAUAUACAGGAUGAAUGCUCUGCUAUCCCUGAGUUCUUAUGCUUCUGUAUCCCUCUGUGACUCCUUGUUGUAUUAGUUUGCUAGGUUUGGGGCCUAUACCGUAGGUUCUUUCCACCAUCUGUUUCUUGCUGUACUCCUACUUACCACUAUAGCUGAGUUUAAAUCUUCCAAUUUUUCUACUCAGCUUUUUAUUUUUGUAAGCUAGAGGAAGUCCCUAGUUGCAAUGCUGUUUUUUUCUAUAUUAUAUUUUUGGGCUUCUUUGAUAUAUUGUGACAGUUUAUGUCAAAAAAAUCAGAUUACUUCUAAACUGUCACUAAUGUUGUAUUUAUAAGAUAGAUAGGCAUUUGGCAGAGCAGUUUAAACCUCUUUACACUGGCCUUGGAGAGGAGAAAGAAGUUGGAUUGGGUGAAGGUGCCAAAUGGCCAGGCAGAAACCAGCAGAAAGCCCUGAAAUGGGAGGGGACUGAGUUGGCCUAGGAUUCGUUGGUUUCCAGGCUGGUUCCACUCCUGUCAUGUGGCUGCAUCAGGCUCAAUCCAGACCAGAUUGCCUCAUCAUCUCAAGAUUUAUACAGAGAUCCACCUGUCCCCUUCUUCUGUCACAUCCAGCAAUGCGGAUGCAGUGGUGGCCCUGCUAGUUAGUGUGUUAAACCCCACUGAGCAACGACCAGAAUCUAAUAGAAUAUGAAAGGAUUCAGGACCCAUAGUUCUGAAAAGUUUUGUCUUCAUUUGGGGUUAAUCAACUCCAUCCUCUUGUCGUCUUUCAUUUGUUUUCCAGUAUUGUGGGAGUAAUCUAAUUGCCACCAUUUAGAAUUUCAUGAUCUAGAAUAUGUUUUCCUUGCCUUUAUCAUGUUGAAGGAAACAAGGCUUGAGAAGCCUUAAACAUUAUGCUAAGAGUAACAGUUAUGUGCUUCAAGUAAACAAGCACUAGUUAAGUAAAGUGCUUUUUUUACUGAUACAUCUUGUCUGAUUGCACAAAGCUGCUAUGUAGAUGACUAGAGUACACCUUCCUGUAAAGUUUAGUGUGGAGGUAAAACUUUUCUUUUUUAUAGGCUAAAAUGCAGGUUGAUCAAGAUGAUGGCAAUCACAAGAACCAACAUGAGCAGCAUAAUCAAGGCGAUGAGGAAGUUGAUCAUAUAAGCUGUGAAGGAAAGGUCAGUAUGAAAUAGCAAAGAUAAGUUUGAGGACCUCAAAUCUUAGAAUAGGAAUGGCUCUUGUCCAAAACUGCUAAGAAGUUGAUGGGGAAAUACCCUUGUACUAUUGUGUGAUCAGUCCGCAAUAACUUACUUAAAUAUAGCCAUGAGUUUUGCUAUCUAGGCAUUAAACACUCAUUCAUGCGCUAAUGGGCUUCAAGUGCAUCCUGUGACACAGAGAAUUAAGAUAGCCUUACACACCCUCAAUAGAAACUGAUGCAGUAGCUCUUCUUUGGUUGUUAAUCUAAAGCGCUUCUAAGAGGAUUUUCUAUUUAAGCAUUGCUUGAACUAGCUUCCUUGCUUGACUUAAGUGUCAUCCAAAAAAUCCUGCAGCAUCUGCAGAUGCUAAACAGUAAUAUUAUCCUUCUGUGGAUCUUUCAUCUUAAAAUUGUAUUUCGUCAAAUUUUUAUAUGACACAUUUUUGUACACUGGGUUCAAAUAUUCUGAAUGUUGACAUAUAUUUCAAUGUGUAAUUCUGCAGACUGCUUCAGGAGACAAGAUUGACACAGCUCAGUCUGGCAAAACUAAAGCAAAGAUCAAGAGUAUUGAUCUACCUAUCCAGGUUAACCUAUACAGACAGGUGGGACAGGACGUUAUUAACUGCUACAUUGAAAAUGAGGUAAGGAUACAGAGUUAUUCCAUGUCUGUACAGCAGAUGUCUCAAUUCUAGAUUAAAUAAAAUAAUUAGAAGAAACUGAGUUAUAAUAGUAAAUCUAUUACAGUUAAGUGAUGGAAUAUUGUUUUGUUUUGUUUUAUUCAUAAGUUUACCAAGUUUAGAGUACAUGACACUGUGGUUGGUUCAGUUCAACAGAUUCCAGAGUCUGAAGAGGUUUGUUGUGGAAGAUUCCCAAAAACAUAUUUGAAAAAAAAUAACAUCUCUGUACUUGUCAAGAUUUAAAAUGACUUAAAAUUUUCUUACAGGGGAAGAUGGUAAUGCAAGACAAGCUGGAGAAGGAAAAAAAUGAUGCCAAAAAUGCUGUUGAAGAGUAUGUGUAUGAUCUAAGAGACAAGCUCUGUGGUGUCUAUGAAAAAUUCAUCACUGAAGAUGUAAGAAUCAUUGUGUAUUUAUAACAUGAGGAAUCUGUUUAAUUGGCAAAUCAUACUGAAAGAAAAGGAGGGUAGCUGAUGUCGGAAAAGUGCAGUGUGCCUUAAAUCACAGCUGCACUAUAGCAUUGAAUUCACCCUACUGUAUUUUCAUUAAACAGCACAUAUAACAAAAUGAAAAGUUUUUGAAGGCAUAAGUCUUUGUCACAUUGGAGAGUUCUGGCGAUUAGUCUGGCAUAGGUCUUGCAGAGCUCUUGAAGAUCUUUGCCAUCACCUCUUUAAAUAAUAAUAAUAAUAAUAAUAAUAAUAAUAAUUUAUUAUUUGUACCCCGCCCAUCUGGCUGGGUUUCCCCAGCCACUCUGGGCGGCUUCCAACAAAGAUGAAAAAUACACUAAAAUGUCACAUAUUAAAAACUUCCCUGAACAGGGCUGCCUUCAGAUGUCUUCUGAAUGUCAGGUAGUUGUUUAUCGCUUUGACAUCUGAUGGGAGGGUGUUCCACAGGGUGGGCGCCACUACCGAGAAGGCCCUCUGCCUGGUUCCCUGUAACUUGGCCUCUCGCAGUGAGGGAACCGCCAGAAGGCCCUCGGAGCUGGACCUCAGUGUCCGGGCAGAAUGAUGGGGGUGGAGACGCUCCUUCAGAUAUACUGGACCGAGGCCGUUUAGGGCUUUAAAGGUCAGCACCAACACUUUGAAUUGUGCUCGGAAACGUACUGGGAGCCAAUGUAGGUCUUUCAAGACCGGUGUUAUAUGGUCUCGGCGGCCGCUCCCAGUCACCAGUCUAGCUGCUGCAUUCUGGAUUAGUUGUAGUUUCCGGGUCACCUUCAAAGGUAGCCCCACGUAGAGCGCAUUGCAGUAGUCCAAGCGGGAGAUAACCAGAGCAUGCACCACUCUGGCGAGACAGUCUGCAGGCAGAUAGGGUCUCAGCCUACGUACCAGAUGGAGCUGGUAAACAGCUGCCCUGGAUACAGAUUUGACCUGUGCCUCCAUGGACAGCUGUGAGUCCAAAAUGACUCCCAGGCUGCGCACCUGGUCCUUCAGGGGCACAGUUACCCCAUUCAGGACCAGGGAAUCCUCCACACCUGCCCGCCUCCUGUCCCCCAAAAACAGUACUUCUGUCUUGUCAGGAUUCAACCUCAAUCUGUUAGCCGCCAUCCAUCCUCCAACCGCCUCCAGACACUCACACAGGACCUUCACCGCCUUCACUGGUUCUGAUUUAAAAGAGAGGUAGAGCUGGGUAUCAUCCGCAUACUGAUGAACACCCAGCCCAAACCUCCUGAUGAUCUCUCCUAGUGGCUGCAUGUAAAUGUUGAAAAGCAUGGGGAAGAGGACAGAACCCUGAGGCACCCCACAAGUGAGAGCCCAGGGGUCUGAACACUCAUCCCCCACCACCACUUUCUGAACACGGCCCAGGAGGAAAGAGCGGAACCACUGUAUGACAGUGCCCCCAGCUCCCAGCCCCUCAAGACGGUCCAGAAGGAUGUUAUGGUCGAUGGUAUCAAACGCCGCUGAGAGAUCCAGCAGAACUAGGAAACAGCUCUCACCUUUGUCCCUAGCCCGCCGGAGAUCAUCAACCAGUGCGACCAAGGCAGUUUCAGUCCCAUGAUGAGGCCUGAAUCCCGACUGGAAGGGAUCCAAAUGGUCCCUAAAUCAGCAUUUUACUUGCAUUUUUGAAGUUCUAAUACAGGAUUGUAAUGUUUAAACUGGUCCCAUGAGUUAAUUCUUAAAAUUGAUUUUGGAGUUAUGUUAUAUUAGAAUAUUAAAAAUUCCCACUGUUACAAGACUUUAUGUUUUGAGAAAUCCAUUUUGCAUAAAAGUAGUAACAUAAUGAAUAUACACAAUGCUAAUCAAACAGGGCAACUUGAAUGAAUAAAAUAGCAGGCAAAUGAAAUUUGUAAUUUUAACAGGAACCGUACCCAGAUUCCUAUGCAUGCUGAAGCAUGUAUGUUUAUUGUUUUAACUGCUUUCAGUUUUUUCUUAUAUUCUAAUCUAAGUAAUGUAAGGGAAGUUCCUAUUAUCACAUCAUGUCAUAAAAUAUAUACAAACAUUAAUAUAUACAAAUAUUCUAAUAAUCAUUUCCAGGUAAAACAUUGAAUUUGAAUAUAACAUUUAAGUCAUACGAAGUAUGCUUUAGGAAGAAACGUCAAUCAAAUAUUUCAGAUCAAAUACUUAGUGGACUAUUGGAGAAUAACUUUCAAUAUUUGUACAGCAUAUUCUAAAGUUAACAUGGCAUACUUUAGAGUAGCAGAAACUGAUUUUUUAGUUGACUACAGUAAUUAGUUAAAAGAAAGAUAAUUUGAUGUAUUGAUUCAGUGUAAAUACAUUUGCAUAUUACCUAAAACAUAAAUGUUCCUUUUUGAAAUAUGAGGGAAAGUGUGAAGUAAUAAAGAAUCAAUAAACGUAUCUUUCAUUUUUAGAGAAAAGCCACAUGUCAUUUUCGCUUCCAGUUCUUUUAUAAUAACAUACAAGCUCAAAAUAUAUAGGUGUGCUUUUAACUUUCAAUCCUAUCAAUUUAAAAUCGUUUCUGAGCUAUAUGCAUUUCAGCUACAGCUUCAGAAUUUCAUCCCCCCCAUUUUGUUGACUUUCCUGCAUUUCCUAUUGCUACAUUUGUCACAAAUCACUUGAUGAAUAUAUAUUGGAAUGGCGAAAAAUAAAUUAGUGUGGCUUUCUGCAUGACUAUAGAUUUAAAUGUACUACAUUUUAACUACAGCAACACUAAAAUAAAUUAGCAGGGUAUUUCAGAGAGAAGCUUAAAUGGAAUUAUAGCCUUCAUGCAUUGCUUGACUAAUUAACCAUUAGACUUAAUUUACUUAGCUUUACCUUGUCCUGUCAUUCAGGCUGUGGCUGAGUCACACAGAUUGUUAAAUGUUUAUGCAGAAAUUAUGAGGGGUAAAGCAAGGACACGAUACCCUUGGAAUAAUUGUAACAAAACUCAAUUUCUACUAGCGGUUUCUAUACCUUAGCAUAAUGCAUGGGACCCAGUUAGCAUUCCAGUUUAGUUUUUAAUACCAUUAUAGGUGAAGCGCUGAAACUGUUUCCCCCUUUUCUGUAAAAUUCUGUAAAACUCAAUUUCCUAUAACACAUUAUUGUUACAGUGUCAGUAUUGGAUAUCAGUAUUUGUAGCUGAAUGCAUUCUUACACAGACAGCUUCUGUUUUCACUCAUUCAAAAUGGCAAGGCUUUUUGUACUGCUUUUUCUAGGAUUCAAGAAAGAUAACUUUAAUGUUGGAGGACACAGAAAACUGGCUUUAUGAAGAUGGAGAAGACCAACCAAAACAUGUAUAUGUGGAAAAACUUCAGGAAAUGAAAGUAAGACCUGUAUUUUAAGAAGUGUAAUAAUUGAAUGUCGUAGAUAUGUGGACUAGUAGCUUUGCUGUCUUAAAGCCACUGAAAUUUGACCAGAGACAGCAAGAGAUUCAAGAUGUCACAAGAACAUUAAUUAAAGUUGAUUAAAUGGAGUAGUUGCAAGUACUAUAGCUUCAUACGGACUUUGAGUACUGAUAUCAGCAUUUUCUUUUGCAUACCUCCCAGUAAAAAAACUAAGCCUUCAACCUGUACACUUGUAGAAAAAUAUAUUACACCUUCAUGCCAACCCAAUUACCUUAUGGUGACUGACUAUAAAAUUAAAAUUAAUUAAAAAAACAAUCAGGUAGUUAGUCCUUCAUGGGUUGAGGCUUACACCCAGCCUGUUUUUUGUUGUGACUCCUGGUAGAAGAUGCAAGAAGAACCAGGGGACCAGAGGCACAAAGGUAUUUGCAAGUCUCCCUACCAGCCCCCAAAAAACCUUGGCUAGAGAUCAUGAUUUGCUUGGACUGAAACAAGCCUUGAUUCCCAGUGUGGACAUAAUGCUAAACCAGUGGUUGUUUCUCCUGCACCAGGAAAGGAGCAGAGUGGCUCUGAUAAGGAGGCUUAUGGUUUACCAUGACAUUGAAACUGAGUUUUCAUUUGCUCCUAAAAUAAUAGCCUUCCAAAAUAAAAUUAUCUUCAAGGACCAGUGAAAAACAUUGAGAGAGGGGACCAGCUGCACUUUACAAUGCAAGAUGUUCCAUAAUCUCAGUGCAGCAAGAGAAAAUGCCCCCUUUCAAGUUCUGUCCAGCUAUGCCUUCACCUAGGCAGGACUUGUAUUACUCCCUCACUGAGCAAGACUUUCUCAUCUGUGGUGCUGAUAAUGUGUGUCACAGCAACUUGCUGAUGAUUAAUUUCAUUUUCCCUGCAUUUGUCUCAUACACUUCCAAACCAAGGUUGGUAAGAUGAAAUUAUAGUUGGGGAUAUACUAGCUCUGGAUUUCUUGUAUCGAGCAUUAGCUGGAAUUUGAUGGUCUCUAACUUCAUGAAUUGGUUCCAGACCUGCUGUUCUAGGAACAGAAAGCCGCCUCUUGUUCACAGAAGUGAGUCUGAUCCAGCAGAGGCUCCCACUCUACUAGGCACUCCUGCAAGCAGUAGGGAGGGGUUUGCACCUCCUGUGCUGUUUGAGAGGGCCUUGAACUCUGAAGCAGAUUGUGGAGGGAAAUAGCAUAUCCCCUUCUACCCACAAGAGCAGUCAGGUUGUAGAGCUUGGCUCUGCAACUCUGGAUUCAACCCUUUGAUUCUAAAUACAGUAGAGGCUUGCUAAUGCUGGUAUGUGAGCCACUUUUCUGUUUCCCCAGCAAAGUAACUAGUUCAUUUGCUUCCCCAGAUUGCCAUUAUUUUUUCCUGUAGGUUUACAAGGAAUUCUGCUUAAUAGUUCCAAAAAUAUGCUACCUUUAUUCAUGCUUUCUCCAGUUUUUAGGGAAUACUUUUUAAAUACCUCAACUUCUGCUUCUUCUGUUGUAGAAAUUUGGCGGUCCUAUUCAUGAUAGAUACAUGGAACAUGAAGAGAGGCCUAAAGCAUUAAAUGAUUUGGGAAAGAAACUCCAGCUGCUUAUGAAAGCUGUAGAAGGAUACAAAAAUAAGGUAGGUCCAUAAGAUUUACAGGAUAGUUUUAAUAGCACUGUAUUGAACUUCUGUAUAACUUACCUAAUCUACAAAUUAUUUGUCAACAAAAUAUUUUGAACAGAAACAAAUAUGUCUUCUUUUUCAUCUUGUAGUGUCUUGAUUUUUUUUCUUUCAUAUCCUUAACAUACUAUAUUCACAAUUAAACAUCUCUUCUGUGGUAUGUAACAAUUGAUAAUAUAUUUUAUGUCUAAGCUUUGUUUGUCCAUCAGUAAAUAAGAUGGAGUGACUUUUCACAAAUUGCAUUUCCAAACCUAGAGUUCCUUUUAAUAUAUAAUUACUCAAGUUUGCAAAAUUGUUCUGUUUGGAAAAGACCGUAGCAUAGAGAAGAGAUGCAGAACUCCUGGCUCAUAGAUUGGAUGUGGCCCAUGAAUAUGGUAUUCUGAUUUUUCUGAUUUGCUUGCUGAUUGCAAAUCAUGAUUUAUCAGUUCACACAUCAUACGUAACCAUAGUUAUGCUUCCUUAAUAAUAGUCUGGAAUGACUUCAGAAAUGAGCGUAUGUAUUCAUUACCUUUCUGAAUUCUGAAUUUAAAUAACUUAUCAAUAAUAACAAUUUUUUUCCUCCUCUAGGAUGAAAAAUAUGAUCACAUUGAUCCUGUUGAUAUGGAAAAAGUUGAAAAGUAUACCAGUGAAGCAAUGAAUUGGUUGAACUCAAAAAUGAAUGCACAAAACAGGCUGAGUCUCACCCAGGAUCCUGUUGUGAAAGUGGCAGAAAUAACAGCGAAAUCUAAGGUAAAUGUGAAAUUUCUGUGCAUGAAAUGGGAUUAAUAUAAAUAUGGAUAGACCAAGAAAUAAAUGAAUAUUCCAAAUAAUAGAAGGGGAUAACAAACAUUUCUGUUAAAGUUAAUAAAAAGGAUAUCAGUAGUACAGUUACUCUUUAGCAUCCGUACACGGUGAACUCCAUCUACCAUAACUGAUAAUGUGACCCAUCUGUAGACACAGGGCUUUGAAUCACAGUGUCUCAGUAUGGUGACACCAAAAAUCAGCUAAAGCUCUGAUUGAUGCAGAAAGAUUUGGCCUGGAUCUUAAAGUUUCACUCCAUCAAUGGAAGGAGCAUCUGUUGUUUUUCUUACACUAAAUGUGCAUAAAGGGUAUAUAGGUGUUUUUGUGUAUGUCUGUGCACAUGCCUGCAUAUAUUGCAGGUAAAACCAUAUAUCUGUUUUGAAAACCCUGUGUUCUGAUAUUUGGCAACAAUUUAGAUUGAUUGAAAAUGUGCAAAGCAGUAAACAGAUUUUGACUAGCAAUGGAUAAUUUCUGUCUCUAGAUAAGCAAGAAGCAAUUUCCUAUGUGUGCCAUUUAGCAUACUUUGCAGAAAGCUUGAUGAUUCAACAGUUGGAGCAGAUAAUAAUUUAGCUAACAAGAUUUGUAGCAGUUUCCAAUAUCUGAAGGCUCUUCAAGCUGAUUUGUAAACAGUUGCUUAAUACCAGAAUCUUUCAGUCACGGGCAGCUCUUUAGUGAAAUAAUUACCCGCAGGUAUACCUCCCAAAUACCACAUCAAAAUCCAUUACAUUCGUAUUUUUUGCCAACUUACCAUAUUUUUCCCCUCUUCAUCUUAAUAACAGGAACUGGACAGUUUAUGUAACCCUAUUAUUUACAAGCCUAAGCCCAAGGCAGAGCCACUGUCUGAAGAUCAGUCAAAAUCUAGUGAACACAAUGGACCAAUGAAUGGACAGAGUGGUGCUGACACAAAAUCAGAGGACAGUUGCCAGCAGCCUAAAUCAUCUGAAGAAAUGGAUGUGGACUAAGUUUUGCAUUUCUUUCAGUCCAUUAAAAACAGUGCAAGUAAUCAGAGGGUCCAUCUUUCUUUUAUGUCUGAUUCACACUACAGAUGUUCAGUUAGUCAACUUUCUGUCCUUUGUUCUUUGCAGUAGGUUUGAAAGUGUUUUUCUAUUUGAGUGCAUUCCCAUUGUUCAUUCCAUGAUACCGCUUAUGUGGAGCGUUAGUUGAAUGUAGAUUGUAAAAGUCAGUUUAAGCUUUCCCGAUAUAUUUUAUAUCAAAUAGGCAGAAUUGCUAUAUAAAUGACAACAAUCUACCUUAUUUAAAGCUUUUAUUGUGGGUAAGCCUCUGCUCCUUUAUUCAGGAAAGGCCACUGUAUUGCACUACUGAUGCUGAAGUCUAGAUCUCUGCAUCUUUAUUUUGGAAGAUAUUGGAUUUGAUGUGGCUUAAAUAUUGCCACUUGAAGCACUGACCUUUUUCUAGUUGUUGUACUGUUCUAAUUUAAAUAUUAAAAUAGAGGUUAGCUGGCAAAUUAGUUAAUCUUGUUGAUGUACCAUGAAAACUGUAAGAACCUUGUAGACAAAACAUCCAAGGCUUGAAAGGAGCUCAUACCAGCAGCAUUCUUUGUCAUAAGCCUUAGCAACAUGACUCAAAAUAAAGCUCAUGGUCUCCGUGUACACACAGUCCUAUAUAUCAUAUUCUGUGUUGAUGCUGAGGACACUGUUUAAAGUUGUAAUAGUAUGAAACGUUAGUGAAAGUUUGAAGGCCAUAACUGGGGACUCACUCAUGUUUUCAUUUCUCUUAAUUACCUCCAGACUUGCUAAUUUAGCUUAAUUUUGAAUGCUGCCUAUGCAUGUUCUUUAAAUAUGUCCUCCUCAGAAUUAAAAGUGGAAAAUACACACACAUUAACUGGUAAUUGAUCUCUGUCAGUGUUCCUUACUGAAAUACUUCUACCAUUUCUCUUGGCCAAAUUAUCUUCUAUUUUUGUUUCUGUGUUUAGAAAAGGAACACAACAAAAGUCACAAAAUCUGUCAGCAAUGGUCCCAAGCAUCCUUUGGCAUCCAUAAAAAACUCAGCCCAAAGAUACAUUCAUGCAACUAAUGUUCCAAAUUUGCAUUGCUUUAAACUUGAUUCUACUAUUACAGUUUUAAGCCUAAAAAUUAAUCAAAGGAGAUAAUAAAUCAACUACCUUGAAAUAUGAGCAAAUUGGGGUCAAAAGAACUCGUAAUGAACAGACAUCCUUCAUGAGUAACCCAGUUUUUGGCUUAAAUGUUGCCUUUGUCACAUUAGCAGAGUUUUGCCUCUCUUUUUCCACAACUACUAUGCAAGUUCUAUUACAGUAUUUUUCAAGUUAUUCAGUCAUUUCUUACAGUUUUUUGUGCACCAGGUUCCAUGCAGGAAAGUUCUCCACUCUGUUUUGUAUUUUUCUCCACAUCUCAGAUUUUAACAGAUUAGUGAAUAUUGUAGGCAGAAUUUCUUUUAGUUGUGCAAUGUACAAUAUCUCCAUAAUGUUACUAAAUGUUUUAGCAUUCUCUAGGGUUUCUGUGGUACUAAUCCAAAGUGAUUGCAGGAUGAUAGGCAGACUUCACAAAAAAGAGGCCCUUUUGGAAUGCUAUCAAAAUUCUCUGUCCAGGAUUUGACAGGUUUUUUCUGAGGCUUUGACUUCGGUUGACUUUACCAGACAUUCCUGUACUGGACUUCAUUUUUCAGGCUUUUAACCAUCUUUCUUCAGGGUAGAAAGAAGGCUAUGUUGCUGCUUAAGCCAUUUUCUGAUCUUCCCUUGGGACCAUGAGGUUGGACAUGUGGAAUCCUAGCUUUCUUGUACACUCCUUUCUGCAACUUUCACACCAAUAGGUUGAUUUUGGGAUGGCUGUGAAACAGGAUGGUGAAUAACAGAGAUCUUCAUCUGGUCUGUUUAGAAGUACCAGAACAAUGCAAGGAAAGGGGGUUUUGUUUGCUUGUUUUAAACACUCUUAAGAUUUACUGAGUACAGUGAGGAGGCUUUAGCACCCAAGUGUACCACACCCCUUUCAGAUGCCUCAGCAAACUAAUUCAUCUACUGCCAUCUUAAUAAUGAGUGGUGCAGAUGUUUUCUCUUUGUCCCCGAUAACAAGAGCUCAUGCAAGUGGAAUUCCUUGUCAACUGGAAGAAGCCAGUUGAAAUUACUCAACAUUUAGGGGCAAUUGUGGAUUCUAUCUUUCAAGACAUUGUUAUUGAAUAAUAAACGGGAUUGGGUGGGAGAAGAAGACUGGGGUCAUUCAGUAUUCAGUCUUCCAUGGAUCAGGAUCCUUUCUUGAGCUUGGGUCUGUAGUGGAUUUCCUACCUCCUUGCCAAGAGAUGCUUGCAGAAAACUUAGUGCUUACCCCGUUUUAUGCCAAUCUGCCAGCUAGAUAAAAUGCUUGUUUUUUAAAAAAAUGUGAAGGGAAGAAUUAAACUUAUUAUUGUGUUAGGCUUUGUACACUGGUAGGUACUUGGAAGCCUGCUUUAUUGGGAGGGAUUAGGAGUCACUUUCUCCUAUUUGCCCCUCCAUAAGUCUGUCUUAUGAUACCAGUGGAGCAUAACCCAAUUUUACAGUGUUUGAUAGAUAACCCAAAGGAAGUCAAAUCACAGAUAAGCAGCCAAUUACUGUUUUUAUGACCAAUACCUAGGAUAAUGGAUUAUGCAAUUUUGCUACAUUCUUUUGACCUGUAUUUUUCUCUUAUAUGUGGAACUAGUGAUGUCCUUGCAGUCAAUUUAGCACAGGCAUUCAUGGGAUGAGACAAUUCCUUUGACUUCCAGCAGCUUCAGUGUGAGGUAAACUUUUCAUGUGCAUAUUCAAGCAUAUUCUGAAUUCAGCUUCUGGUACGUCACGCUGACUUCGUAAUGACUUACUCUAAACAAAUGAAUUCUGGAUACUAAAGUGAUUAUUGGUUACAGAGAGCUGUGUAUAAAAUGUCCAAGCUAGAAUAUCGAUGUGGAAAAGUAUGGCAGAAAAGAAAGGUCUGUUACAGCAUUAGAAACCCCCUGCUCUUAUCUUCAGGGAUGAAGCAUGGUUCCCACCAAAUUAUUUAAGGAAAUGUUGCUCAGAUGGGAAAGGAGGUUGUACACUUUUGCAAUUGUUCUUUAUCCCUUGAUUUGUUGCAGAAAAAUAUUCCCUUAAUGAAAUGGUACAAAGAUGGAACCUUGUUUGUAUUAAUCUAGCAGUGUAGGCAUAUGGAGUUUGCCCAGAAUUCAUUCAAAAAGUUUCUAAGCUGGCCUCCCAGGGGUUUUCCACACUUUUCCACACUUUAUCUUCAAAGUAGCUUGAGUGCUUUGCAGGGGAAGCUGCUAAAUCAAAAUCAGCCUAUUAAAGUGUGAUAUAUAUGUAAAGCCUCUUUGUGAACGUGGACUCUUUCUUUUUGGGAUAGAAAUGCUAGAUUUUUCAAUGCAUCUGUUUACAUUUUACGGCAUGGGUUUAGCUUUAUACACCUUUCUGUUUCUAUGUAACGAAAGCACUGUUCAUACGUUUGGCUUACGUUUAGCAUUUUGAGUAAUUUUAAAGUACAUUUUACGAGUUAAUAUACUAGACCAUGGACUGAUUGAUACAGUAUGUACCCUAAGUCACAAUGGUAUGUCACCUGGUGCUAGAACUCAUGAGGCACAGUAUCACAUAACCAGUAGAGCUAAGUAUCUUCUUAAAACAUUAUUUAAGAAUGGAUUUGGCCUCUCCAGUUUAGGCUUAAUAGAGGAUAGUGCCUUGUGUCUGAGAUGAAUUUCUUCCCCAUCAUGUUCCUGUGGUUCAUUGUGACUCCAGUAGAUUUAUCAGUAUGUUAGUGUAGUUAAAUGUGUCUGGGAUGGGGUAUUUGCAUGCUACUGAGAAUGAAAAACACAUGAGCAAAGUGCUUAGUGAAUAUCAGGAAGGCAGAUUGAGCAGUUUUGCAUAGUCUGCUUUUUUUCCUCCUGUCUACUUUCUGCCCACUUCUGGUCGUGGAUGAUAUUGAACAUGAGUGAUGGGGAAAAAAUUAAUUAGCAACUUUGUUUUACUCCCCCAGUUGUUUAUAUGCAUGAGUUAUCUCUUAUCUCACAACAGCAAAUUAGUGGUACACUGCCUGCUUUUGUUCAGCUCCUAUUUUCAUCUCCACCUAGCACCAGUAAUUAUAGUUUUAUAGAUUCAUUAUUCAUAGUCAUGCCACCCACCCACACUUGUCUAUAAAACAGUAGCCCAUAAGUCUUGGCCAGUUUUACUGGAAUGCAUCAGAUUAUUUUCUUGAACCUGUUUAGAAUCAUCAGGAAUUAUAAUUUCACUCCAUAUGUCAUGUCCUUCUGCAUUGAUGCCUGCUCAUGUUAACUGGUUAUUCCUUCAUCUUCCAUGGCCCUUACCUCAAAAAAAUGGAACCCACCAUUUAAAUCAAGGAUGAUGGGAGUUGUAGUCCCAGACAUCUGGAGGGCCGGAGUUUGCCUAUGCCUGAUUUAAGCAGCUAGUUUCUCACUUAAAUUUGGUGUAAUUUUAAAUUGGCUACAAUUUAAUUAUAGGUAUUUAUUUAACUGAGUUGGAAUGCAGGCCUUGAUACUAAUUUGGGGGGGGGGUAUGAAUCCUUGGGGGGCUAUGAAUAAAAGAAUCGGCUGGGUGCCUGGAUUCAAAAUGCAGGGCUGAAUGAACUCUCCAGCAGGAGAGAGCCCCCAGUAGCAGAGUUUAAACUCACAAAAGUCAAGCAGCACUAUAGCAUGGGAAUAUAGGCUAUUAAACCCUUUUCAUAACCCAUUUAGUUGCAUACAUCACUCCUUUCUUUUUACCCCUCUGGCAAUGAACAAACCACACACUGUUAGUUUAAAAAGCUUUACUUACAAAAAAGUCAGAUUCAUGCAUUUAUCCAAGGAGCAGCAAGGAGAAGACAGAAUGUACAGAAUGAAAACUUCAGACUCGUGCUCUAAGCUUGCUCCUUGAUCAGAGAGAGAACAGGAAGAGAAGGCUUCGCUUCCUAGCACAUCAGAGAAGAGGGUGUGUGACAUAGCCAAGUCUGGGAAUACAGCUCUAUUUUCUUAACCCAUUCAUGCAGUAACUAGCAAUCAUGCAUAUUAUGUUUGACUGCAAUUUCCCACAAUUUUUUCAUCUAAACCCCCACUCCAUUUUAAUUCCUAAUUGCUACUUAAUUUAAGUAGGUAUCUUACAAGAAUCAGCAGAUUAAUAGGCCAUAAUUCGCAGUACAAGCUUCUCUACAGAGCUGUUAUCCUACAGACAAAUGUUGUCAUUUUUUGAGUUACCUUUCUGUAUAAGUGGAAACUUUCCUGCUAUCUUCCUUUCUUGCACACAGACACAAUACACACACAGAGAUACCUAAGGUUCCAAAACAAGACUGUUUUAUUUCCAGCCUUGCUUCAGAAGAGCUACUUUAAACAGCAGUUAGAAUACCCAAGGCUGCCAGCUAGCAAGUUCAAGUCAGAAGUGUAAAAUCAUAUGAAGAAUGAUCUUUGCAAUUUCAAAUUCAUUUCCAUAGUUUGGAAUUUGGAAUGGGUUCCUGUGAAUAUAUUAAAUUAGUAUGUACGAGGAGGACAGAAGCUUGCUAAAUUGCAUUGUCCAAUUAAAAAAACCACCAUUUGCUAUUUUGUUAGGAUAAACUUGUGAAUAGCAAAAUGGUACAAUUCUUGUAAGCUACAAAGUGACUCCAUUUAGUUUUCUCAUAAACGUACCUCAAGAUACAGAAAAAUGAAGGUGUGAAUUGGGGAAAUCAGUUCACCAUAACAAGCUGAAGCUAAAGUCAAUCAGCUGCCAUGGCCAGGGUUCUACAGACAUUUUAUAUUUAGCAAGUGUUUUCUUAUGUAAAUGUGUCUCCAUGGGACAGGAGUGUGUUCAGCUUGAAUAACCUUAUAGCAGUGUUUAAGUAUGCAAAGUGUUUAUAUGUAAAGGGAUGGAAUCCUUCAUAGUGACAUCAUGCACAAAUGGAUGAAUAUGUCAGUUGAUUUCCAAGUGGCAACACUAAUUUACCAGAGAUUGUGUGUAAAAAUUUAUAAUAAAUAUUUAAAUCUACUUCUUGAACCAGAAGUGAUGUUCCCCUGAGACUUUUUUAUUGUCACUAGUUUCAGCUUAAUCUGCUACUGUAAUACAAUAAUUGUCCUAACCAAUGGGAUUAAUGUCCACGAAGAGGACUGAUCUCUUAACAGCCAUCAAAGUUCUUUGGUCAGAAAAAAACACAUCAGCACACUUUAUAAAUUCUGCUUGCUUUUUACACAUCAUACAUUUGAGAAAAGUUGCUUGGUUGCUUAAAGGCUGCCUCUGCCCUGCAGCCUGUCCAAGAAGCUGUUAAAUUUCCAACUGAAAUGGGUCGUCAAGUUCUGCUGCUAGAUUUGGUUUGUGGAAGGCAAGCUGUGUGUCGGCUAACUCACACAGUGGAAGAGAGCGAUAAGAAUUCAUUUGGUUUGCAUCAUGUUGAAUAGGUUUCCACUGGAACUGCUUUGAUCUGAAAGGUAAAUGGUGUGCUGGUUUCUUUCUGGCUAGUAGUUGUAAGAAGGAUACUUUUCCAAAUGAUACAAAAUUAAGACUUCUUCCUUAAAUUUGGGAAAUUAGGUGAGGGAAUGGGGAGAGAAUAGAUUAUAUGGAUAGCUAGGAGUCUGCAGAUCACUUCCAAUAAUUUCUGGGAAACUACUAACAAGGCACACAAAGGGAAUGGUAGAUGCAAAAAGCAGUUUUUUGAAAUACAUGUUGCUACUGUAUCAAACUCACAGACUGCGCACUUGAGUAUGGACUCAUCUGUCAACAAAAUUUAAUUUUCAGUUGUCCUGUGUCUUUUAUAAAGUGCAGCAUUCUAUUACGCCAUGCAAGACUCGCAUAUCUGUUAAGUUAACCUAGUAUGGGCCAGUAUGUUGUCGGUGAAUAAAGAGGAUUUAAAUCCAAGUUGUACACAC
This is a messenger RNA of Podarcis lilfordi (Lilford's wall lizard), 34445 nucleotides long. The record is from the annotation of a GenBank genome assembly. Lineage: Eukaryota; Metazoa; Chordata; Lepidosauria; Squamata; Lacertidae.